Echinops telfairi (small Madagascar hedgehog) is the source of this 3545-nucleotide messenger RNA. RefSeq names its product proline and serine rich 1 (gene PROSER1). NCBI's taxonomy places the organism in Eukaryota, Metazoa, Chordata, Mammalia, Afrosoricida, Tenrecidae. The coding region runs from base 364 to 3084 and encodes 906 amino acids. The transcript has 13 exons. The record is from RefSeq and is a predicted model, not a curated record.
UCCGGCGCGGCCACGCCGGGUGCAGAGGCUCCGCGACCUUCCCGGCGACGCGUCGGCCCCCGCCUCCCGGACCAGAGCCCCAGGCUGAUCCGCGCCGCCAGGUGGACCCGGCCGGUCCCCCAGCUGCCCCGCAGCUUUGGGCGCAGAAGCUGGGCACCGCUGACGCCCCGACGCGACUGCUUUUUGUUCCAUUAAAAACUUUUCCCAAGUCUUCGUCUUUGGCCAUUUUUGCAGUGCUCCUGCCUCUAACUGCCCUUUCUGCCUCUGGAAACCCGUCGACUCAUUAACUGCAAACAUUUUUACCAUCCACGGGGCAUGAACGUUUUGUCCUCGAAAGUGUAGCUGUUGUAAAAACGCCUCAAGAUGGACAAAAAGUCCUUUGAAACGGUGCUGGAUGAAAUAAGAAAGGCUGUUCUGACAGAGUACAAACUAAAGGCAAUCGAAUACGUGCACGGAUACUUCUCUAGUGAACAGGUGGUUGAUUUGCUGAGAUACUUUUCCUGGGCGGAGCCUCAAUUAAAGGCAAUGAAAGCAUUACAGCAUAAAAUGGUGGCUGUUCAUCCAGCAGAAGUGGUCAAUAUACUCAACUGCUUCACCUUCAGUAAAGACAAACUCGUUGCUCUGGAACUGUUGGCUUCAAACAUUGUGGAUGCACAGAAUUCUCGGCCCAUUGAAGAUUUAUUCCGGAUAAGUAUGUCAGAGAAGAAACGCUGUAAGAGAGUUCUUGAACAGGCUUUCAAGGGAGGUUGCAAGGCUCCUCAUGCUAUGAUAUCUUCUUGUGGAACAAUUCCAGGAAAUCCAUAUCCCAAAGGAAAGCCGAGCCGCAUAAAUGGAAUUUUUCCUGGAACCCCUUUGAAAAAGGAUGGAGAUGAGUGUACCAACGAAGGCAAAGGAAUAGCCGCCCGGAUCCUGGGACCAUCCAAACCGCCACCUUCAACAUAUAAUCCACACAAACCCGUUCCUUAUCCAAUACCUCCAUGCCGGCCACAUGCAACCAUUGCACCAAGUGCUUUUAACAAUGCAGGCCUGGUACCGUUAGCCAAUGUCAUAGCUCCGGGUGUCCCUCCUCCACCACCGUACACUCCGAAUCCAGUGGGAACAGAAAAUGAAGACCUUUCCAGUCAGUCAAAAGCUGCCCAGCAUCAAGCGUUUUCUACGCCAGCCAGUCAGCUCUUUUCUCCUCAUGGGUCUAACCCUUCCACACCUGCUGCAACUCCAGCGCCGACUGCCUCCCCUGUCAAGGCUGCCAGCCAUCUUUCCGCAUCAGCCACCGCCACCACUCCUGGGACGAGCCUGCCCAACACUGGCCACACUGUCCUCCCCGUGUUCCCAGGGCAGGUCUCCUCAGCUGUUCAUACUUCUCAGCCAUCGGCGCCCAAUCCAAGUGUCAUCCGAACCCCAUCCUUGCCCGCCAUGCCUGCCACCUCCAUCCACAGCACAGCAUCUACCCCUGCCCCGUCGGCUUUUCCUGGCCUGGUCCCACCGCCAGGCCCUUCAGCCACCCCCACCCCAGCCGCUCCGACAGCAUCUGCCCCUCGGGCCACUCCAGCCACCAGUGAGACGUUUGCUUCUACGUCGGGGCCUUUCUCCAGCCACCCCUUUGCUGCCACCUCCUCUGCUGCUGCCCUGUCCUCCGGCUUUGCAGGGCUGCCCUUGGCACCAGCGUCCCAAGGGGUGGCCAACCCCACCCCUUCUGUCAUCGCGGGCAGGUCCGCAGCCAGCCCCCUGGCUGUCAACAGCCCUCUCCUGUCCGCUCUGAAAGGCUUCUUGACCUCCACUGACACCAGUCUCAGCUCCCCUGCUGCCACCAGCGGGCUGGCCGCCUUACCAUCUCUUAGCAACCGGACCCCAGACGCACCCCCCGCGGCUCCGGGCAAGUGCUACCCCGCAGCCUCGACACAGAGGUCCACCACACCUGGCCUGGCUCUCUUCCCAGGCCUACCCUCACCGGCCGCCAACUCCACGGCCACCCCCUGCCCGCUGCCCUCCCCAUCCUCCUUGGCGACUGCCACCGCCGCCUCCACGCCCGUGCCCGCCAGCUGUGGUUCCUCCACGCCCCUUCUGCACGGCCCCCACCCCGGCCCCACGGACCUGCACGUCUCAUCCUCUGCUGCUGCCAGCACGCAUUCCGUCCUGAUCAAAACAGAGCCCACCAGCCCCACCCCCUCCGCCUUCAAGGGCCCGCCCCACUCCCUUAACCCGUCGCAUGGCGCGCUGGGCCUGCCCGGCUCCCUGGGCCGGACGUACGCGUCCACGUCGGCGCCCAUCAGCCUGCCCACUUGCCUUAACCCCGCCCUGUCUGGGCUGUCGAGUCUGAGCACGCCCUUGAACGGGGCCAACCCGCUCUCCGCCAUCGCCCUGCCGCCCCACGGCUCCUCGGCCGCCAUCGCGCCCGUGUUCACCGCCCUGCCUCCCUUUACUUCGCUCGCCAGCAGCUUCCCGCUGGCAGUGACCUCCACGGCGCCGUCCCGCCCCCACCCCAGCUGCACGGCUGCGGGGCUCUCGGCCUCGGCACCCACCUCGGCCGCCUCCUUCCCCCUCAACCUGUCCACCGCCGUCCCCUCCCUCUUCUCUGUCGCCCAGGGGCCGCUGCCCUCCUCGAAUCCUUCCUACCCCGGCUUUUCUGCCGCCAGUGCCCCCAGCGCCGCCCCCGCUCUCCCGUCCUUCCCGGGGCUGCAGGCGCCCUCCACGGUGGCGGCGGUCACCCCGCUGCCCGUCGCCGCCACCGCCCCGUCGCCUGCCCCCGUCCUCCCCGGGUUCGCGUCGGCCUUCAGUUCCAACUUCAACUCCGCCCUGGUGGCGCAGGCCGGACUCUCAUCCGGAAUCCAAGCUGCGGGCAGCUCUGUUUUUCCAGGCCUUCUGUCGCUCCCGGGUAUCCCAGGGUUUUCCCAGAAUCCUUCACAGCCCUCUUUGCAAGAACUGCAGCAUAACGCAGCCGCCCAGUCGGCCUUGUUGCAGCAGGUCCACUCCGCCUCGGCCCUGGACAGCUACCCUGCUGCGCCCGACGGGUUUCCCAGCUACCCUUCAGCUCCAGGAACGCCGUUUUCUCUGCAGCCAAGCCUCUCCCAAAGUGGGUGGCAGUGAAUGCGUUUUCCUUUUGAGUCUCCUGUGGAGCGGCAUCGGAAUUCCCCGAGGAAUACCAUGAACAGCCCAACAAGUGCGGAGUUGGAGAGAGAGUGAGGAAGGAUCAUUGUGAUGAGAGGUUGAGAAUCACGGUUAGCAAUUUUCAGUACAGACACCCCUGUGUAUAUACACUGACAGUAAGCUAUAUGAAGAAUAGUAUUAAGAAAGCACUUUGGAGACCUUUCCUCUCCCGUGCAAUGAGAUUUUUGCCUCGUGUUACAUAAGCUAUGUAGAAAAUAUUAAAGAAGAGAAUGAACUCUUUCUAGCCGAAUACAGCCUUAAAUCUGCUUGCGUAGCCUCCACUGACCGAAGGAAUAGUUGUGCCUCCGACUCGUGGGUCGCAUGUGGCACUGGGGUGUUGCUCCCCUUGGCAUGCCGAGCAGUUCCUAUUAGCGUCCGCUGGGAAUAAGUCCUCGGCCGGG